Molecule: messenger RNA, 3676 nt
Organism: Frankliniella occidentalis (western flower thrips)
Lineage: Eukaryota; Metazoa; Arthropoda; Insecta; Thysanoptera; Thripidae
Gene: DCP2
Product: m7GpppN-mRNA hydrolase
Exons: 7
Coding region: 134-1363 (409 amino acids)
Biological process (GO): nuclear-transcribed mRNA catabolic process, nonsense-mediated decay; deadenylation-dependent decapping of nuclear-transcribed mRNA
Cellular component (GO): P-body; cytoplasm
Molecular function (GO): RNA binding; 5'-(N(7)-methylguanosine 5'-triphospho)-[mRNA] hydrolase activity; manganese ion binding
Source: RefSeq, a predicted model, not a curated record
ACACACGAACAUACUACACCUGCAGAGGACUUUUGUUUGUCCGCGAUGUGACGGAAUAAUUCGCUUUUGAAAUUUAAUUUUGAUCGAAGGAAAAGUGUUCAACAAGGUGUCUCAUUUCGAAAACCUGUCACAGAUGACUUCCAAAAUGGAUUCCAAGGGUGAACAGAAGAUCCCAGUUGAUAUUCUGUAUGACCUUAUCAGCCGAUUCGUCAUCAAUAUUCCAGAGGAUGAACGUAAGAACAUGGUUCGAAUAUGUUUCCAAAUAGAGAUCGCCCAUUGGUUCUACUUGGACUUCUAUUGCACUGAAGAAAACCCACACCUCAAAACUUGCAGUAUGAAAGAGUUUACAAUCAUGAUUUUAAAGCAUAUUCCGGAUCUGAAACAUCAUCUUAAAAAUGUAGAAUCUAUUUUAAUGGAAUGGAGGGAGUAUAAGAGAGCUGUACCCACUUACGGUGCCAUUGUCUUAGACGAAGACCUGUCUCAUGUUCUGUUGGUUCAAAGCUUUCUAGCAAAGUCGUCUUGGGGGUUUCCUAAGGGAAAAGUAAAUGAGGAAGAACCUCCUCUUAGAUGUGCUGUGAGAGAGGUAUUUGAAGAAACAGGUUUUGAUAUAAGUGGCCUUAUAGAUGAAAAAGAAUACAUCGAAAUUACGUGGAAUGAGCAAGUGACAAGACUUUACCUCAUCCCUGGUGUAGAUAGAGCCACUGUUUUUCGCCCUCGAACUCGAAUGGAAAUUAAAGCUGUCGAAUGGUUUCCUUUAGCUGAUCUGCCCACAGACCGAAAGAAAAACACAAAAGAUGCUACUACUCCAAAGACUAGAAAAGGACCAACAAAUCCUAAUAAUUUCUUCAUGGUUCUACCUUUUGUCAAGAGGAUACGCCAAUGGGUCAAUCAGAAACAGCCAAGGAGACAGCGCCACAAGUCUGUCACUGAUGCAGACAUGCUUGGACGCCAACACCGCAAAUCAACUUGUGAAAAUGGUGACCAACCAAAGCAAAUGACUCAACAGCAGAUGUUUGCUGCAUCCCUCCAAGCUGAAGUUCAAGAAAACAAUCUUCUAAGAAUGCAGAGGGCUGUCAGUACUGGCCCCUUACACACUCCCUUAAGUGCGCCCCCACGCCCUCAAGCCCAGAAUAGAAGAGACAAGACGUCUAUCAAACGCCAACUUUUUACUGGUGAUGAAGAUAAAAAUGGUGUGAUUCCGAAGUCUCAACAGAAUGGGAGAACAAAGAAUGGUUUGACAUCCAGGCAAAAUGGUACUGCCCCCUUUUUAGCUAGAGCUUGGAACAAUUUUAAAUUUGACAGAGCUCCAAUAUAUGCUGCUGUUCAGUCACCUUUGAGAUCUGCUGGCAUUCCCGUCAGCUAAAACAAAUGUACUGGUACUCACCUCAACAAAUCAUGCCGUCUCUUUACACCUUUGGUGUAGGCCUCUGUUAAUUAUUCUGUGAAUGAGCAUCCCACCUUUGCCUCUAAAUGUCCUGUACAUGUAGCCAAAGUAUCAAAGUGCAUCCCUUAGCUUUAUCCCUAGUAUUUCUGUUGUUGGCAUUUCAUUACUCUUUGUUUUUUCUGUCUUAAUUUAGAUUUUCACUUUCAUAAGAUCUUUUAAAAGGCAUUGAUAUUAUUCUGUUUCCUUUUAUCAAGCAAAUUUUGAGGUUUUCAAAAUAAUUGUACAUUUAUUUGAAUGUAUAAUAUUAAUACUGUUGGAUACAUGUUUUAUGUGGACAACCAAAUUUUGUGAUUGUAGAAGUAUAUGUAGUUGCAUUUACAUACAAUGAAUUGUGUCUCUUUCCAAUGAAUGAAUAACCAUUCAUUUUUAUCGAUUUGUUUUGAUAAAGGCUCACAUUUUAAAUUUUGCCUGUUGUUUGUGAUGUUCAAAAUUCAGAAUUUUAUUUAUAAGGGCCAUUUAUCUAGAAUCUAAUCUGUGCUGAAAUGGGAGAGUGAUAGAGGAUUGUGUACCGUAUAUUGCAAGUUGAUGGCUACAAAUUCUAUUGUGAAUCUAUCUUAAAGACUGCAAGAGUUUAUUUAUUUCUAAUGUGUAAUUUAAGAAAUGGGCAUGUAAUUCUUCUAUCAAGUUGGUGUUUUGUGUGUUAAUCAGCUAAAUUUCUGAUGGCAUAUAUAUAUAUGUGAUGUUACAUUUACUUGAGCGUUUUUUCUCAGGCAGUUUUCUUUACCAUUGUAUGUCCAUAAGUUUUUUCUGUUAUAUUUUUCUUUCUUUUUUCUAUUUUUUUCACAUCUUUCACUGCCUUGAAUUUUAUUUUAUUGUGACAGAACAUUCUGUAAGUGCCACUUAAAUCUCACACCUUCACAUUAUUUCUCCUCGUUUUUAUGUCCAAUUAUGUUUGUAUAAUCAAUUGGUUGUGCCUAGGAGAUAACGUUAGCCUUUUUUAAGUUGUUUUUGGUCGAAGACUUGCGUGGAGCAGAAGUAGCAUGUGUAGGGUAGGAAAGUUUCUGGUUUUGUUUUAAGAUAUGACUACGCCUGUUUGCAAGUUCAAAUACUUUGGGUUAUUUGAUGUGUUGGACCAUGUUUGGCUACUCUUUUCUGAUCUCCACUGAUGAGUGGUUUGUUGUACAGUCUAUCAAUCAAUUAUUGGACACAAUACCGCUCUUUCAUACUUUCUGCUUAAACCACACAUAUGAGUUUCUCUAUAAUUCAAAAGGGUUAGUAGUCUGCGGCUUAUAAUGUUUGCUAAUCUAAUUUUGAUCGUGGUGAAAAAACUAAGUGGGUAUGUUGUAUGCAUCAGAUUUUAUUAAGUCUGCCAUUUUUUUAAAAUCAUCUUGAACCUCUAAUAAGGGUCUAAUUAGGGUCUGUAUCAGAUUCUGACGUUGCCACUGUUGAGUGAGUGUCUGUUAUUGAAUAUGUCAAUACACUCACACAGAACAUGCAAGUUACCAUUUGAGAAAUGUUUCAGUAUUUAUCCUGUUGUUUUUUCAUCUAUAAAAAGGUUCUAUGACAAAAAUGGUUUGUGCCAUUCCUUGAUAUAGGGGUGUACCCUGCAUAAUUAUAGUGAAUGUUUAAACAUGGUUGCUAUGGAGAGAGCAUGUGUGAUUCAGUCAAAUUAUUGACAAAUUACCAAAAGUAAGAAACCUGUCAUAUAAUUGUAUUUGUUAUCUGCAUAAUCCAAUCCUGUUUCAACUCCUCUCUGGUUGUUGAUAUAUCUUUGAUUUCGUCCUUGAAUUUGAUCAUGACUUAUUGAUUAUAUACAACCUCAUUCAUUUUCAAUAAUUAUGGUUUUGUAAUUAACAAGUUUCCUUAUCCAAAUAAUUUGUCUGUGUUUUGUUCAUAUCUGAAGCAAGUGUAAUGCUUAAAAAAAUACAUUGUGGUAUGGGUAUGAUCAUUUUAUUGCAUUACAAGCAUAAUAUACAAUGCAUAAUAACAAGGAUAGCUUAUGUGCAAUUUUUUUAAAUCCUUAUAGGGCUCGUGAAUGUACAAAGUUUUCUUUUUUGUUUCAAUGUGCUUGAAGUGAAUUUACUCACAAGCAUCUAAGAAAGACUGAUUUGUAAUGUUUGUUCUCUGUUUUCAAGUUAACACUCUACAUGCAUGUACAAGGUGCAUUUGAUUAAUGAUAAACAAAUGAUUAAGUCUCACCAAAAACUUUUUUUGUUUCAUCUGACAGAAUGUUUUAGUAUUUCUUUUUGAAUGUAGUGGUAAUUUGGACAAUAAAACCACUUGACAAAUUUA